Messenger RNA from Pedinophyceae sp. YPF-701, 3585 nucleotides. The record is from the annotation of a GenBank genome assembly. Lineage: Eukaryota; Viridiplantae; Chlorophyta; Pedinophyceae.
AUGGGCGCGCUGUACGCCGCGGGCGCGACGUCGUCCUCCGCGACGUCGUCCUCCUCCGAGAACAGCGACGCGAGCGCGGGGAGCAGCAGCGAGGACGAGGGGCUGUGGGCGGCGACCCGCCAGCGCGUGAAGCGGGCCGCGGGGGGCGCGCGGAGGCCGAAGCGCACGCUGCGGCGCAAGCGCGUGUCCGUGUCGCGCAGCCGCUCGCCGACGCCGCCGCGGCGGACGCGGCACGAGCCGCAGGCCGUGAAGUGGGAGGACGUGAGAGAGGGGAUGCUGAGGGAUGUUCCGGGACUCCCCCGGGGGCCUACGCGCGCGGAGAUCGAGGCCGCGGAGGCCGAGCGCGCGGCGGCGGAGGCGGCCGAGCAGCGGCUGGCGGCAGCGCGGCGGGAGCUGAGGGAGGAGCGUAGGCGGGAGCGGAUCGCUGCGGCGGCGGCGGCGGCGGCGGGAGGGCGCGCGGAAGGGGAGGACGUGGUGCGGAGCGCGCAGGACGCGGCGCUGCGGCAGCAUGCCGAGCGGCGGGUGCGGUCCCGGGAGGGGGCGUGGGGCAAGGCGCUGGCGGGCGCGGCGGGCGGCGCGGCGCUGCUGUUCGAGCCGGGCGUGUCGUUCGGGCCGGCGAUUCCGUCGCUGCCGGGCGACGUCGACGCGGCGCGCGUCGUCGCGGUGCACUUCGCGGUCCCGCACAAGAGACUCCUCCCGGGGGUGUUGCGGCUGAUGACGUCGGGCGGGUACAACAGGGCGACGCGCGGGGGCGCGCGGUUCGAAGACCACGCCCUCACGGUCAUCGGCGCGCAGCUCUGCGCCGACGCGCAGCCGGGCGGCCCCGCGCCCACGCGGCUCCUCGUGGCUGUUGCCGUCGGCGCUCCGGGGGUCCCCGCCACGGCGGCGGCGCGGCAGCUCAGCGCGCAGCUGGCCGGCGCGUCGCUCGCCGGCUGCGGCGCGACGCACGGGCCCGACGCCACCGGCCCGUCCGUGGGCGCUCUCGUCGACGCCGUCGUCGCCGGCCCGGGGGACUUUUGCCGCGAGCUGGCGAUGUGGCACUCCCCCCCCGGCGACGAGGCGUGCGGCGACCCGACGCUCGCCGUCGCCGUCGCGCGCGUCGGCGCCGCGGGCGGCGCCGGCUGGGCGUGGGAGGCCCUGUGUCUCGCCCUCGAGCGCGCAAUGGCCGACGGAUUGGAUGUCUGCGGGCUGCGGACGUGCUACCACGCAGCGAGCGAUGCGCAGGCGGCCGCUGCGGCGGCGGGGAAGCGCGCGCGGCAUCCCGCGCUCAUGCCGCCGCCUGCGCCCGGCCGCGCGACGGCGCCAGGCCCUGACGUCGCGGUCGCGGUGCGGGGGCCGGCGGCGGGCGCGCGAUGGAUGGCGCUGCUCGGACCGCACGUGCCGAGCGUCGCGCGCGUGACCGACCCGGCCUCGGUCAACGCGGCCCUCCCGGGGGAGUGCGACCACUCCCCCCUGACGUCCAUCUAUGACGCAGCCACCGCCGCCGCCGAGGCGGUGUGGCUCUUCGGCGGGCGCGUCGACGCCGCCGCCGACCCAGCAGCCUGGCUCGCGCAGCGCGCGGACGCAGCGACGACCGCCGCGGCCCCCCCGACGCCGCCACCCGCCAUCGCACAACCUACCUGCGCCCCCCAGCGCGGGGGGCUCCUGUCCGGCUUGCGCGCGAAGGCCGCGGCGGCGGAGGAGACGAACCACGCGCCGGCGCCGACGCGGACGUCCAGCCUGCGGCCUCUCGCGGCGCUGUGCUGCGCCCCGGCGUCGCGGUGCGCGAUCCUGGCACCCGCCGACUCCCCCUCCGACCUGCGGGCGUGCUCCGCGGCGCUCGGCGCGCUCGGCGCGACGGGGUUCGCGUGCGAGGCGCUCUCGGUCGUGCACGUUCCCGACGACGCGGCCGCGGGCGAGCUCCUGUGUGGCGUUCGCGGCACGGGGCACGCGGUGUGGCUGGCGGCGAGCGGGGGCGAUGGUGUGCAGCGGACGGCGGCGGCGCCCUCGGACAUCGCGGGGCGUCGCGUCGCGGUCGGGGUGUUCGCGCGCGCCGGUGCGGCGGCGUGGGCGGAGGAUGCGGCCGCGGAGGCGGCACGACGCGCAGCAGCGGCGACAGGCGGUGAGGUGCGGGUCGCGGCGCUGCUGUCGGCGUCCGCGGGCCCCGCGGUCGCUGGGAAGGGGCGGUGGCCCGCUGCGGCGCCCGUGGACGCGCCUCUGCGGCUCGCGACGCGGCGGCCGGCGCCGCACGAGUCGGACGCGCUGCUGACGUCAGUUGCCGCGUUCCGCGCGGCGCACGGGCUCCCGACGGUCGAGGACGCGGCGCGCGUGCCGCACGCGCCGGAGAUCGCCCUCGCGGCCGUCGCCGCGCCCGCGCACCGCCUCGCCGACGCCGCCACGGCCGUUCAAAACAUCCUGGAGACCCUCUGCGCUGCGACGGGCGGCGCGGCGCCGCUGCGCGUGCUCGGCGUGCGGCUGGAACCGGACAUCCGCAACGCGGUGCAGCGCCACCUGCACCCGGUCCCGCACGGCCACGCCGCGGCGAUAGCCGCCGGCAGCCUGCAUGCGCUGCACGGGCCGCAUGUCCUGGUCGCCCUGCAGGGCGUGGACGCGCACAAGCGGCUCCGCGGCGUCGCGGAGGAGCACGCCGGCAUCGCGGCGGUCUCGGGCGGCCCGGUCGACGGCCUCGCGGCCGCGGCGCGCGCGUUCUGCGCCUCGGAGUUAGCGACGCCGUCGGGGGGGGAGUCCGUUGCGGAGGUGCUCGCGGGCGGCCGGCCGACGACGGCGGCGUGCCUGGUGGCGGCGCCGAGCGGCGCCGCGGGCGCCGCCGCGCGCGCGCUGCCGCGGGUGCUCCGCGCGAUGCACCGGCUCGGGUUCACGCUGCGAGGUAUGAAGCAUGUGCGGGAGGGGGUGUUUUCCGGGGACGGGGGGCACGCGGUGCUGCUGUGCGCGUCGCGGCAGGGCGCGGCGUCGUGCCUGCAGGCGGCGCUCGCGGACGGCUCCGGGACGAGCGCGUCGGGGCUGCUCGGAGUGGCGGCACGGAUGGUGCCAUGGGCGGGGAGCUGGGAGGCGAUGGGCCGUCGGUUCGAGUCCGCGCCGCAGGGCGGGUGCGGGGCGGUGUGGGAGGAGCGGCUCGAGGCGAUGCGGGGCGAGGGCGGGGACUCGCGGCUGCUGCAGGCGUCUGUGUUGUCGGUGGCGUGUUGCGACGCCGACGCUGUCCCGGAGGGGGCGGUGCAGCGGCGCGGCGCGGACGCGAUGGACGGUGCGGAGCUGAGCGACGUCGCGGGGUGCAUCGAGACGCUGGUCGAGGCGGGCUUCACGCUCCUCGACACACGCCUCACGAACGGCACCCUCAUGGCACGACGCGCGCGCGCGACCCCCGGCCGCACGUCCACGAGCCCCGACCGCCCCACGCUGCACCUCGUCGUCGGCCGGGACAACGCGGUCGCGGGGCUCGGCAUGCGUCUCCAGCAGGCCCAGCAGCGCGCCGGGGCCCACGGACACAGUUCGGACCCACUGGCAGAUGUUGUGCGCUUCGCUGCGUGCGCGGCGGACGCAGCGGAGGCCCGGGAAUGGCUCGCGCGGCUCGAGCGAGGGCAGGCCUAG